AUGCACCAGGGCAAGGAGCUGGCCUUUCUAGUGGAUGUUCCCAUUGAUAUAGAUCACGGGGCCGAGGGAACAGUACAAGGGGCCGAGGGAACAGUGCAAGGGGCCGAAGGAAUAGUACAAGAUGCCGAGGGAACAGUACAAGGAGCCGUGGGAACAGUACAGGGGGCCGAGGGAACAGUGCAAGGGGCCGAGGGAACAGUGCAAGGGGCCGAAGGAAUAGUACAAGAUGCCGAGGGAACAGUGCAAGGGGCCGAGGGAACAGUACAAGGGGCCGAGGGAACAGUGCAAGGGGCCGAGGGAACAGUGCAAGGGGCCGAGGGAACAGUACAAGGGGCCGAGGGAACAGUACAAGGAGCCGAGGGAACAGUACAAGGGGCCGAAGGAAUAGUACAAGAUGCCGAGGGAACAGUACAAGGGGCCGAGGGAACAGUACAAGGGGCCGAAGGAAUAGUACAAGAUGCCGAGGGAACAGUACAAGGGGCCGAGGGAACAGUACAAGGGGCCGAGGGAACAGUACAAGGGGCCGAAGGAAUAGUACAAGAUGCCGAGGGAACAGUACAAGGAGCCGAGGGAACAGUACAAGGAGCCGAGGGAACAGUACAAGGGGCCGAAGGAAUAGUACAAGAUGCCGAGGGAACAGUACAAGGGGCCGAGGGAACAGUACAAGGGGCCGAGGGAACAGUACCAGGGGCCGAGGGAACAGUACAAGGGGCCGAGGGAACAGCACAAGGGGCCGAGGGAACAGUACAAGGGGCCGAGGGAACAGUACCAGGGGCUGAGGGAACAGUACCAGGGGCCGAGGGAACAGUACAAGGGACUUAG
Messenger RNA from Procambarus clarkii (red swamp crayfish), 822 nucleotides. NCBI's taxonomy places the organism in Eukaryota, Metazoa, Arthropoda, Malacostraca, Decapoda, Cambaridae. The record is from RefSeq and is a predicted model, not a curated record.